CAGGUUCUCUCUCUUCAUUCAGUCCGGGCCAGGCUCCCAGACUGACGGUUAGCUAGUUAACGGAUCUCACGACUAUUAUUAUUAUGGAACUGGGUUAUGUUUCCCGUCACAAACGGACAAACGGUGUGUGGAAAUGCCUCAACGCCUUAUUCUUCUGCUGAGUGAGCACAGCAGUUUGGAUUUUAUCUUCAAGAAAAGUUGGGAAGUUUAAAUCAACUGGCGCUCUUUUGAGUUUUCUUCUAACGUGUGUAGGAAUGUAAGCUAACUUUCCCAACUUUUAUCUAAUGGAUACAGAGAUAUUAUUGGAGUAUUUACAUACGUUUUUUUGUGAUGUUUUAGGGUCUUUCUUUUAAGGUGGAAGUGGACUAACGUUUUUCCAUCUCGUCUCGGACAGGUUUUCAUCACCUAACGUUAGCUAGCGGAAUGUUUUUUUCUGGUCAUCUCAACGGUUCCAGUGGUUUUGUUGCGUUUACGUGAAUUUGGAAAAUCAAAAUGAUUUCGGAGGAGAGAAGCAGCCACGUGAAUAAACAAGCCCUAAACUUCCCCGUGGGUUUACUGAUCCGCUCUCCAAAGAAGCGACUAGCCAAACUGGGGAGGAAACCCAGCAAUGGAUCUGUCCAGUCCAAUAACUCGGACAUCACCAUCCGCUCCACAGAGAGUGUUGGUGUCCGGCAGCCGGCCAAGAGCAAAAUCCGCCGGCACAACAACAGGAUUUCAACUGUUUUUAACCACAGCCCAAACAGUGGACGCCGCACCCAGGCGCUGGGCAGCGGGCACCUGGCUGCAGACUGCCAGGCUGCAGACGACCCGGCAGAGCUGUCCAGUCUAAUGUCUGUCCCUGGCAUCCUGAAGGUUUUUGGCAGCGACAUCUGUCAAGGGACCAACUAUAAGAGCGUGCUGGCCACCACACAGUCCAGUGCAAAGGAGCUGGUGAAGGAGGCCUUGGAGAGGUACUGCCUGGAGAAAGAAGACGCCAACAACUACGUUCUCUGCGAUGUGAUCGGCAAGACGGGCGCAGACAACCAGUGGAGGAGGGAGUGUUUCCGGGUGGUGGGAGACAACGAGAAGCCCCUCAUGCUGCAGUCACUUUGGAAACCCAAGGAAGGCUUCUCCAGGCGUUUUGAAAUCCAGUUGAGAGCGAGCGUUGAAGAGCAAAGCUUAAAGGACAGAGACACAGUCACAGCAGGCAUCAAUGCUCAGGCUCGUAAGCUCCAGAAGAGCCGCUCCAGAGUGACCUCCCUGUUUGUGGACGGCAGCGGGGAGGAUGUGGACGGACUCGGCAUCUGGAGGAGUCUGAGCGAGAUGGAUCUGUCUGCGAUGGGGAAGGAGGCCAGCCGGGCCCAACAGAGCGCGCUCAGAGAGGAUCCAGAGGCCGAGGCUGACAAGGACGUCCUGCGACUGGGCAUGGAGAAGGAGGAGACGGAGAGCAGCGACGACAACACCACCCAGUACUCCAUUCACCCACCCUUUGACUUCCCAUACUUCCUGCUACUGCAGGGCUACAGCCACAGACAGGAUUUUGUCAUCUACCUGAUGAGUGGGACCACCACCAUCUUUGGCUGCUGCAGGGAGCACUGUAACGGAGAAGACGAGGAAAGGUUAAAGGUGGACAUCCUUCUCUUUGCUCCGGAUGUGUUGCCUCAACACUGCUGUGUCAGACGCCUGGACUCCUCCACAGGGGAGCACAGGAAGACCUUGACAAUGCUGAAGCCCCUUCACGGUGCUCCUGUGACCAGAAAUGGUUUCCUCCUUAAAGAGGAGGAGGAACUGAACCCAGGGGACUUGGUGGGCUUGGGAAAACACUACCUGUUCAUGUUUAAGGAUCCUACCAGCACAUCGGGAUCCCUUCAGACCCCUCCCUGGAUGACCACACUCUGCCCGAACGCGGAUACAAAGACAUCAUCCUCUUGUUUAUCAUGUGGCUCCUCUGUUACCAUCAAAAAGCUCAAGAGAAAGCCUUUACCGCCUCUUUGGAGGGACCUGGAGGGCACAGAGGCCGUGGUAAUAUAUGAGCUGGAGCAGGAAGAGAGGGUCCUGCAGGAGAUUUUGGACAUGUUGGACCCCAGUGGAAGUGAACCAAAGCUGACACCUGCUUUCCUGCUGAGCCUCUGCAUUCAGCACUCAGCUGCCACGUUCGAGCUGACACACUUCAGGCAGCUACUGCUCCGGAUAGCCAGCCAGAUCCAGCUCGUUAUGUGGGAGAAGACAAAGGAACUUGCAGCCAUCCAAACAGAAAUGAGCUCCAGUGAUGGGCAGCCCGAGCAUGUUCAGUUGUUCAGCAUGGAGGAGCUGAUCCCAGGUCUGCAGCCUUUGGUGCUGUGGAUGGCUAACUCCAUCGAACUGCUGCACUUCAUCCAGCAUGAUGUCCCUCAGCUGCUCCAGGGCCAGGAGGACGAAGGUCUGUUGGACUCUGAGAUGUCCUCUACUCGCACAGCCUGUGAGGAAGCCAUGACAGUCCUGGAGGAAGUCAUCAUGUUCACCUUCCAGCAGUCCGUCUACUAUCUAACAAAGAGUAUGUAUUCAGCCUUGCCUGGUCUGCUUGAUGGGAACCCGUUCUCAGAGGGCGGUCAGCUGCGAGUGCCCGAUGGACUCGCCGGCAUCCUGGAGGUGCUGAAGGAAGCGCUGAAGCUUCUCACAGCCUUCCAGGUCCAUCCAGACAUCUCGCUACAACUCUGUGCCUACCUGUUCUUCUUCAUCAACGCAUCGCUGUUCAACGCCCUCAUGGAGAGAGGAUCUGUUGCUGGUUUCUACCAGUGGUCCCGGGGUGUUCAGAUCCGGGCAAACCUGGACCUGCUGAUGGACUGGAUCCUGAGCAUCGGUCUGGGCGAUCUGGCCAGCGAGUUCUUCCAGAAGCUUUCUGCUGCUGUCAAUCUGCUGGCCACACCCAAAGAAACCCUCCUGCAGGCGUCCUGGGCCUCUCUCAGGACUGAAUUUGCUGCCCUGAACGCUGCUCAGCUUCACCACAUGCUGAGGGAGUACAGCUCGGUUAAAGCCUGUCCUGCCGGAUGGACCCCGUCCCCAGAGGAUGCAGAGGACACCGUCAGGACGGCCGACAUCCUGGAGAGCUUUGACAACCACCCACCUCUCAUCCUGCCCAGCAGCACCUUCCACCUGGAGCUGGGUAAACCCGUCGUGGAGCCCGCUCUGUUCCAACAGCUCGGUCAUCUGCAGGAGUUCAUACGCCGACUCCCCCGCAGGGAAACCCGAGCCGAGCCCGAUGCCGAGGAACAGACUGUUAAUGGGACAACCACAGACAGGCAGUCUCCGACCUCACCCUCAGUCAACGUCUUCCAGGACCCUGCCCAUCAGGGGGUCUCUGACCCGGUUACCUGCCCCUCCCCUGAGGUAGACCGGGACCAUAGCCACGCUGCAGAGCCGCCUCAGGCCAGAGGAUCUCUUGGUGACCUGAGUGGCUGUGAGGCAGUCCUGACCCAGAAGCUGAGGAGCCUGGAGCUACAGAACACCCUCACAGGACAGGCUGACAUGACUUACCACAAGAGCCUGGCACUGGACCCGUCCUGCCUGCUGACGCCGCCCAACACCCCGCAGGGUAUGGAGUUGGCCGAGCUGGAGGCUGACUUGCAGGAGGGCACCCGCCAGCAACAGAAAGCCAGUAGAUGUGAUGAGAGGAAGACCGAGAAUGUAGAAAAAGAAAAUGAAGAAGAAGACAGGGAGGAAGUGUUUACAGCGGAGCUUCACAGAGGACCUCACGGUCUCGGCUUGGCGCUCGUGGACGGGACGCAAACGCCGCUGAGAAUAAGUGGCAUUUACGUGAAGUCAGUGGUUCCCGACUCACCUGCCGCUCAGUGUCAGAAACUGAGAACUGGCGACCGCAUCCUGGCUGUUAACGGCAUCAGUGUGGUCGGUAUGGAGUAUAACACUGGUAGAGAACUGAUCCGCUCAUCAGGAGACUCUCUCAGACUGCUGGUGGCCAAAAUCGACUCAAAGACGGGCAACAGGAGCUCGGCUACGACUAAAUGCUGAAGGAAGAGCUGCGUGUGGACGAUCAAGUGCAAUUGGGAAUACUGUGGGACGUUUGGUUCAUCUUACCUGCUGCAUCCAAGUCAAGUCAGUCUAUCUCACAGGAUUACGGAGAAACACAACCUGCUUCUGUUUUCAGUGCGUCGAGACAAUCAACCCAAAGCAGCGGGACUGACUCGAGACUGAGGGCACGGUCAAGUUUUUAAAAAGCUCAUUCUGCUGCGACAGCUCCUUUCUGCCCUAUAAACAAACUCUGCGUCGGGCUCGCCUCCACACUCAUAAACCAUGAGGCUUUGGCGGUGGGGAAAGUAGCAGUUGUGAACAUCUAUUUGAAUGUCUGAGUACACAGCAUUCGGUCUGAAGAGCUUUAUCAAGCUGCUCCACGAUCAAGAUUCAUGUCUGGCAACAACUGGAAUUAUUCAUUUGUAAAUGAUGGCUAUUUUGUUAUUUUAUAACCGUGAAACAGUUUAUUUUACAAUGAAAGAACCUCCAUUUUACCCCCUUUUGUUAGAAAGUCUUUACCUAAAGUCUUACUAAGUAAAAGACCUGUCAUUGGGCAUCAUCUGUGAACAAAUAUAUCAUAUAUAUUUGAUGUCGUGACAUAUUGAGAUCAAGAGGAAUUAUCUCAACUUACUGGGAGAUUUUUGUUUUUGUUGUUUUGAGGAAAAAAACAAGUCGGAAAAUAUGAUUUACUCCCUUGCAUUUUAGCAGUUUUUCAUUUUCAUUGUGGCCUUCAGCGCUUCGCACACAUCUUUCCACUGUGAAAGCUCAACUUUUAGAUGGCAUGGAAGUGGUGUUCUGUUACAGCAGCAGGGCAAAGUUAUGGGUCACACUAAACGUCCAGGAUUGAACAACAAGAGUCAUUAGACAGUCAGGUUAAAACCUUUAACCUGACUGUCCUUUAAUCAGUUUUUAGACGUUGUUGAAUCACGAAUGGAGGAACACAUUAUUGGAGCUGUCUGUGGGAAUCCAGAUCUCUGUAGUACUCGAUUGUUUACAGAGACUAGUAAAAGGAGCUUUCUUGGGGAAAGGUAAGUGUGGAAGUGUGACUACCUGGUUCUGAAAUUAUGUGUAGGUAGUUGUGUUGAGGCAGCAAUGUUAGCAAAGCCCUGAUCGAUCCAAACUUUAUUUAGAAACCAAGCAUUUUAAAUGUUUGUUUGUUGUCUUACGGACAGACCUUACAACAAAGGAAUUCCUGUAGAAGGCAGAGAGAUUCACAAGUAACGCAAUUAAUCACAAAUGAAUCUAAUAUGAUCCCGCCAUCAAACUUAAAGCGAUGCGAAUAUUCAGAGAAAUGUAAAAAGACACUGUACACGACCCGCUUAGCAGCAAACAUCAGACCGACACAGCUAGAGACUAGCUGGUGAACAGAGUGGAGGGUUUAGCUGCUAAAGAGACAUCAUAAAGAGAUAUUUCCCUCAGGAGUUGGUAGAGACCAAAAUCUGAGCUAAAAAGAAGAAGAGAGAACUUUGGACUUCCAUCCAUCGGGGAAAGUGGUAUCAAUCUUCUCAUCUAACUGUCAGCAAGAAAGCAAAUAAUGUUAUUCCUCUAAAGCCUUACUGUCGGAGGUUUGUGCACAAAUCAUAAAACAUCUCAGUUACUCAUCUGAGAUCAGCUUGUAUGAAAAAAAAAACCCAUCAGCAGAGGUGUUUAACACUGUAAAACAACACACUGCUGCAGCCCUCUUCUGGAGUCUGUCUGGGUUUUCAUCCCAUAUGUGUUAAGUAAAGUUCAAGUAUAUUGAUAAACAGUAUUAUUCACAGUAUUUUGUAAUAUUUAUAUUGCGCAGUAUUUUUGAAACUAUGUAUUAAAUAUUAUUUUGACUUUGAAAA
Molecule: messenger RNA, 5813 nt
Organism: Etheostoma spectabile (orangethroat darter)
Lineage: Eukaryota; Metazoa; Chordata; Actinopteri; Perciformes; Percidae
Gene: radil2a
Product: Ras association and DIL domains 2a
Exons: 16
Coding region: 493-3984 (1163 amino acids)
Biological process (GO): angiogenesis; regulation of GTPase activity; negative regulation of Rho protein signal transduction
Cellular component (GO): cell-cell junction
Molecular function (GO): GTPase binding
Source: RefSeq, a predicted model, not a curated record